UGUCUGCCCUCUAAAGCCAAGGCUCCAGCUUUCUGACUGGCCCUGCAGAGACCUGAGCUCCGAGGGGCCCUGGGUGCUGGAAUAGGCAGCCUCGACUGUGACAGGUGCAUCAGGACAGGGAACUGCCGCAGCUGGGACUGGGUGAAUCUUGGGAUGAAGCAGAGCCAUUCUGGUGUGGCUGAGAGGUGUCAUUUUUUGAGCACCACUGGGCUCCUGAUCCCGUGACAAGGCCAUUUUGUACCUCCUGGGUGGGUGUGGGCAUAGUCAUUUCUCUGUUACAGAGCAGCUAGGUGAAUCAGCCAGAACCACACAGCAAGUGCUCACAGGGCAGACCCUGCACCCCGACUCAGGGGCUGCUUGGAGAUGCUGCUGCCAUUGCUGCUGUCCCUGUUGCUGCUGUCACUGUCUCUAUUACUGCUGCUGCCACCGCUGGCCUUGCUCCAGAGGCAGCACUGCCAGGGUGCCAGGCUGCCCUGGCUUGCUGGCCUCCAGCAUCAUGUGGCACAAAGAAUCCUGGGCUUGGCUGCUGCCUGGCAGCAUCGAAGACUGGAACAAAGCACGCUACUUGCACACCAGAGUCAGCAGCAGGCUCUGAGGCGGUGUCUUCGGGGAGGCCUGGGUUCCCAGUACCCCUUCCCUGGAAACACAGACAUGGAUGUCUUUCGUAAUCAUCUCCCUCUGACUAAGAGCAGUCUGGCCCAGGAGGAAAACAGUGCGAAGAAGCUUCUGCCCCCUCCCUCAAGCCAGCACCGUGGAGAGGCCUCUCUGCAGGCCACCUUGCUGGGUCUGGCAGCCCUUAAUGAAGCCUACCCAGAAGUGCUGGCUCCUGGAGGCACUGCUCGUGUGACCCCCACAUCCCCAUGGCCCUGCCCACUGCCCUGGCCUUGCCAUGCCCUGGGCCAGGUUAGGCCCCCUGGAGCUGAGGACUCCAGGGCACUGUUGCUGGAGGCACUGAGGUCCCCAGGACUGCGGGCACUGGAAGCUGGGACGGCCACUGAGCUCCUGGAUGUCUUCUUGGGCCUGGAGGCAGAUGGUGAAGAGCUGACUGAGGCAAUAGCUUCAGGGAGCCCAGCACCUCUCACCAGACGGGCAGCUGAGCUGCAGGAGGCCCUAGAGCAGGGGCCCCGAGGACUGGCCCUGAGGCUUUGGCCAAAACUGCAGGUGGUGGUGACUCUGGACGCAGGAGGCCAGGCUGAGGCUGUGGCAGCCUUGGGGGCCUUGUGGUGCCAAGGUCUGGCCUUCUUCUCACCUGCUUAUGCUGCUUCUGGAGGGGUGAUGGGCCUGAACCUGUGGCCGGAGCAGCCCCACGGGCUCUACCUUCUGUCUCCGGGAGCCCCCUUUAUUGAAUUGCUCCCCAUCAAGGAAGAAACACAGGAAGAUGUAACCUCCACCCUCCUGCUGGCUGAGGCCCAAGAAGGCGAGGAGUAUGAGUUAGUGCUCACCCAUCACACCGGCCUCUCCAGAUGUCGCCUGGGUGACGUGGUCCGGGUGGUUGGUUCUUAUAAUCAGUGUCCAGUUGUCAGGUUCAUCCGCAGGCUGGACCAAGCCCUGAAUGUUCGAGGAGAAGAUAUUGCUGAGGACACAUUCUCCGAGGCCCUGAGUCAGGCAGUGGGGCAAUGGCCAGGGGCCAAACUAUUGGACCAUAGUUGCGUGGAGAGCAGCAUUCUGGAUUCCUCAGAGGGCUCUGCCCCCCACUAUGAGGUGUUUGUGAUGCUGAGGGGGCUGAGGAACCUGUCAGAAGAAAACCGAGACAAGCUUGAUCACUGUCUUCAAAAGACGUCUCCCCGCUACAAGUCUCUGCGCUUCCGGGGCAGUGUGGGACCUGCCAGAGUGCACCUGGUGGGCCAGGGUGCCUUCAGAGCACUCCGGGAAGCCUUGGCUGCCUGCCCUGUGUCCUGCUUCCCUCCUGGGAUGCCCAGGGUCAUUAGGCACAAGCACCUGGCCCAGCUCCUGCAGAAGAGGGUAGUGUCUUGAACUUGAGGCCACCUCAUGUUUCCUUUCCUAAGGCCCUUCAUGCUCCUACCUGCCAGCUGCUCACCCCAACUGCUGGGCCUUAGGGAUGUUGACUCUGACUGGGCACUUCUGAAGAGUUGACCUCAGGGGUGAGGAUACCAGCAGUUGUUGUCCGGAUACCCUUGGCCCACCCUGGAGGGCACUGCUGGAGUCCCAUCUACGUGUGUCAGCUCUGCGCACCGGGUAGGCUGGGCCACAAGUGCUGGUCAUCACAGCUCCCAGAAGCAGUUCUCAGUCAGUAAGAAACAGGACUCUAGAUUCACAGCCCCUUGGGAACAAUUCUGAACUGUGACUACACUGGUUCACUGGCGCUAACAGCAGCAGCCUUUUCAUUAACAUACUUCUUCCUGGUUUAUUUCCUCCUGAUUCUCCUAAACCUACUUCUUUAUUGUGCUUUCUGGAAUUAUCUUCCAAAUAAACCUCUUAUACCCCAA
Messenger RNA from Erinaceus europaeus (western European hedgehog), 2447 nucleotides. It is a transcript of the gene GHDC, whose product is annotated as GH3 domain containing. The transcript has 9 exons. Lineage: Eukaryota; Metazoa; Chordata; Mammalia; Eulipotyphla; Erinaceidae. Gene Ontology annotation, molecular function: acid-amino acid ligase activity. Gene Ontology annotation, cellular component: cytoplasm. Bases 364 to 1974 code for a protein of 536 amino acids. The record is from RefSeq and is a predicted model, not a curated record.